UGUAAAGCACAAUUCCAAAAUUAGUUUUUCGUUGUUUGGUUCCAUGUAAGAAAAAUGAUGAAAUGAAAGGAAAAGUAAGGAGAUAGUGAGAGGAGGGUACAAUUUUCCCUUUAUUUUGAAAGGAAAAUGGUUUUCCAUCAUUGUGGAGUAAUAUUACCCCAAGGUAAAAUGGUUUUACACUCUUUUGCCAACCAAAUAAUGUAAAAUUGAAAAUAGAGGAAAACAGUAUUCUAGGAAAACGUUUUACACCCUACCAAACGGAUCCUUAAACAAUGACCUUCAAAUUGAGUUGUAAUUUGGAGAUAACUUGCUAUUAUCGAACUCGAUGUGAUUAGAAACUGCACCUUUUGGCACGGACAAGUGAUCUUCUAUAAAGUAUAGACAUAGUCCGUGCUAAUGAGCAGUUGAACAUGUGGACGUAGGUAGGAAGACAGAGAAGCAUUUUGUGGGGUGGAGAUAGUGGAAUGGCGUCAAUAUUGAUGCAUUCCAAGACUUAUCUUACCUGAGGUGUAAGUAUCGUGAUUGGGUAGAUUACUUAAAUUGAGCUCUUUGAUGGAUCACUGCUAGUAUUAGUAUGGUUUGAUAACGAAAGUGUUUAAUGAUGGUUGGUCUCGAUAAUGUACGAGAGAUAGUUGGAGCUUUUAGAGAUAUGUUUUUGUUGUAGAUGAUCCAAGCAUUGCAUUUCAUGUUACCUUUUGGCAAAAGCUUUUCACUUUUCUGUAUUUUGUCCCUUGGUUUAAUGUCACUGUGCAUAUUCUCCUACGUUCUAUUUUUCUAGAUGUUUCGGUUGGGCGAGCGAAAAUGCAGCAUCUAGAAACCUCCUUUGUCUUCCUAUCUAAUGAUAAUAUUUAGUGGCUCGCAUUGGUGCCAAUGUCUUUAUGAUCUGGCAAUUAAGUUAUGCGACGACCCUGACUGGAUUGCAUUUUGUUGCCACUACAUUGAUGACGCUUGUUCUUCGUUGGCUUGGAUUUAUUCAAUAUUCUCAUUUACCAUUGCUGGAGCUGCUGAAAUUCAUCUUGUUUGCAAACUUUUCAAUUGUUGGCAUGAAUGUUAGUCUUAUGUGGAACUCAGUGGGUUUUUAUCAGAUAGCAAAGCUGAGUAUAAUUCCUGUGCUGUGCCUGUUUGAGAUCGUGUUUGAUAACCUCCGAUAUUCCAGAGACACCAAGCUCAGCAUUGGACUUGUUCUGAUAGGUGUUGGUGUAUGUACUGUUACUGAUGUAAGUGUAAAUAUGAAAGGUUUAGUUGCAGCGUCAAUUGCAGUAUGGAGUACUGCUCUGCAGCAAUAUUAUGUGCAUUUCCUCCAGAAGAAGUAUUCGCUCAGUCCAUUCAACCUCUUGGGCCACACUGCUCCGGCACAGGCUGGAACUCUGCUUUUAGUGGGUCCCUUCCUGGAUUACUGGCUGACUAAUAAGAGAAUCGAUGCAUUUGACUAUACUACACCGUCUAUAAUGCUAAUAAUUCUUUCAUGCAUAAUUGCAAUUGGGACAAACCUCAGCCAGUUUAUCUGCAUCGGCAGAUUCACAGCCGUAUCUUUCCAAGUACUUGGCCAUAUGAAGACGAUCCUUGUUUUGAUACUUGGGUUUGUUCUAUUCGGGAAAGAAGGUCUAAAUUUACAUGUGGUAGUGGGCAUGAUGAUAGCUGUUCUAGGGAUGAUCUGGUAUGGAAAUGCUUCAUCAAAGCCUGGUGGAAAAGAGCGUCGGAGCCAUCCAACACCCAAGCAGCAAAGACAUGGACAAGAUUCCACAGAAGAUGAGAGAGUCUAAAUAAGCUAAAUGUACACAGCCUGAACCAUCAUCUACUACAUAGGAUGAGUCUCCAAAUUUUCCACUGGGGCUAGAUGUUUCAAGGUCAAUUUUUCGAUUCUUUAUUCUUUGGUUAGGUUCAUUUGAUCUUAUACACCAUCAGAAGAAGUACAUCUUGUUAGAUAUGAUUUGAUCCCUAGAUCAGUGUUUAGAUUUAAUUUCUUUGACAUUGUCAUACUCUGUCGUCGUCUUUACCUAUGUUUAGAGCUUAAUUCAAUUUUGGCGAUUUGAUUAUGUAAUCCGAUAUUUGGUUUGUUAGCUGCAUUGUUAGUUGGGUCCUCUGUAUUGUCUUAAA
Beta vulgaris subsp. vulgaris (sugar beet) is the source of this 2097-nucleotide messenger RNA. RefSeq names its product UDP-rhamnose/UDP-galactose transporter 6. The transcript has 5 exons. The record is from RefSeq and is a predicted model, not a curated record. Lineage: Eukaryota; Viridiplantae; Streptophyta; Magnoliopsida; Caryophyllales; Amaranthaceae. Gene Ontology annotation, cellular component: Golgi apparatus. Bases 879 to 1763 code for a protein of 294 amino acids. Gene Ontology annotation, molecular function: UDP-galactose transmembrane transporter activity; antiporter activity.